UCCUACUCAGGAGUCCUGAGUCACUGGAGGACAAGCACCAAUUUUACUUCAAGGAGGCUCUCUUCUCCUUCUCCUCCACCAAGAAGAUGGGCGGCCAAGAGUUUUGCGACCGCUACCAAGAGCAGCUGGAGAAGGAGCUGGUGGAGAUGUGGGAGUCGUUCACCAAGCACAACGAGUCAAAGAAUCUGUUCAGUGCAUUCCGAACUCCAGCCGUGCUGUUCGUGCUCGUCUGCCUCCUGUACGAGCUGUCGGGUGUGCUGCUCUUCGUGGGCCUGUCCACCUUCGCCCUGGUGUGCGACUGCGUCCUGGGCUUGGUCAUGAUGUCCAUGCUGACUUGGGCCUUCAUCCGCUACUCGGGCCGCUACCGGGAUGUGGGCGGAGCCAUCGACCUGGCGGCGGGCACCGUGCUGGAACAGGCCACGGUGGUGCUGAACAAGUCGAGAGAACAGAGGCUAUCCAACGUGAAGAGAGGACCGGCGAGGCUUUUGGUCAUCUCGACGCCACGCAAAUCUACAGCCGACACAGAGCCGCAUUCAGCCUUAUCAUUGCGCCCCCACCCCCCUUCCAUUUCUUCUCCCCUAACCCUUUCUCUGUGAGAACAUACAACACCAAAAAAAAAAAAAAAAAAAGCACAAGAGAAGGAUACAUUCCCAAAAGCCAGCAUGUUUCAUACCCGCGUUGGGACACAAGCUGCCUGCUUUGAAAGCAUCGCACCUUCUGUCGAUCCUGCCGCAUUUCCAAAAGAUUCACCAGGAGAAAUUAUUUCCAGCGGUUACAGGCUUCUUUUUGCACAAUUUGGUUGUCUACCUUAUGAGGAUGGCUUUUGCAGCUUUUUAUAUGCAUAUUUUAGAAGCUCAAUUUAUUUUCUUUUACAGUGUGCCUUGGAAGCGUUCCAGUCUCGAUGGAGACGUAACAUUCCUGAUCAAGUUCGGUUGUUCCCUUUUGCUGAAGUAGCAAGGAGGAGAUUGUUGCAGUAAUGUCACCAAAUCAGACCACAGUAGAGCGUGAGCCUAAAAUGAGCGUCAAAUGUAAAGAAUUUCUUAUGGAUGGCAGCAAAAGGCUACUAUUGGAUUGAUAAAUUGACCACUUUAACAGAUAGGCUCCACGUCUUUGACCCUGACUGAGAAAAUGAGUUUUUUUCCUGUGCCCAUUCUUUCUUUACCCAUCAAUAUUUAAAACACCCACAAAAAAAAACCCUCACAAAUUACACAUGAGUGUGUAUUAUUUGUGAGUGUAUAUCUUGUGAGAACUGUGGCCCUUUUGUCGUCUCUUUGAUUUUGGUUGCGUUAACUCCUUUGCAAAAUAAACAAAAUCAAUUACAUAGUUUGCAUUCAGUCGUAAUAUAGCUUCCACAAUGUGAAUGCUAAUAUACAAUGGCAAACUCCAUGGUCACACAGCCUAGCCAUUAGCAUUUAUGUGUUUAAUGCUAGUGUUUUGUACAGUAAUGAUUACUUCAUUUGGAUAGUUUUACAAAAAUAGUAGUUUUCCUUAGAGUUGAAUAUAAUUAUUUGGAUUUGGAUUACACUUUUAUUUGAAUUAGGGAGCUAUUUUCAUAGAAGGAAAAUAUUACUAUGAAGAUUAUUACGACUAUUAACUCUCACUUUUUCAGAAAGUGCGACAUAAUAGUCUCUGAAUGUCACUUUGUUAAAUGUUGGUAAUAAAAAUCAGGAAAAGUGCUGAGAGCAAUACUGGACUUCCCCAAUAUCCCAAAUUGAGUACCAAACCUUUAUUUAGACCAGGAUUUAUUGAUCAUGUCAGAAAUGGAAUUAGCCCACAUUUUUUCCCAGUGGCAUUUUUCCCCCCCCAGAGGUCGUCGUGAAUGAUGGAGAACCUGUGCCACACCCUGGCGCCAUUAUGCCCUUGUCCUGCUGCUUUUGGGGGCCCUUUCUCCUCCUCUUGCCACAUGACUUCCCUUCCCCUGUCACCCAUCUCCUUCCCGCCGUCACCGACCACAGCUGAGUCGCUCCCAUCUUCCUCCUCUUCUUCCUCCUCCUCCUACUGCUCCCCGCUUUCUAAAUGCAUGGUGUCCCAACAUCUGGAGUGUCCCCCGGGCACGUGGGACCAGGAUGACCUGACGUGCCUCAGCUGGUUACACCAACGGGGCAACCUUCUCCCACUCCAGCCGAUUCCUAAAGUGACGCUGCCUCAGACCCGGGAGGAAUCCAUACGGGACCCCGCUUCAGCCAAGCCGCCGUACUCCUUCAGUAGCCUGAUUUUCAUGGCCAUAGAGGACUCAACGGACAAGAGGCUGCCGGUGAAGGACAUUUACGGCUGGAUUGUGGACAAGUUUCCCUACUACAAGACGGCCAGCGCAGGGUGGAGGAACUCGGUCAGGCACAAUCUGUCCUUGAGCAAGAGCUUCUGCCGCAUGGAUAGGGACAAAAGUCAGUCGGCAGGGAAAGGAUCUCUGUGGCGCGUGAAUCCAGAUCAUCGAACGUCGCUGUUGGAAGUUCUUCGGAAGACGCACGCCUACCACAGCAACAGCAGCAGCCUCAUAAGCAAACCUGCCUUGUUGGAAGGCGUGGACUAUGGCGUGUCUGUAGUGUGCGACUCCAUGGAAAUGUCAGAUUGCCUCCCUCACACCCUGAUGCUGUCGCUGCCGUCGCCCCACAGCCCCAGCCAGGAUAAUCCCGCUUUCUCCGACCACCCGGAUUUCCCCUUGACACCGGAGCACGAGGAGUUGGUGGCCAUCGAGCCAGUGGAAUACCAAGCGGAGGAUCUGGGCGGGGAUUUGGACAAAGACCCACUGGGCGACAGCGGCUACAUCGAGCUGCACUACUACCAGUCCCCCGAGUACCAGUAUCUGGUCUUGCCCGACGACACUGAGCUGGACCUGGAGACGGUGGAGAUUCUGCAGCUGGACGCCGAGGCGCAGGAGGCGGCCGGCUCGCUGCUGGAUUUAGCAGGGAGCGGAUAUCAAUAGCCAUCUGAGUCUUUGUUGUAUUCUUAUAGGUGACAACAUCACUGCCCAAUGAUUGCAAACUUGUAGCUUUUUCUGAUAUGGGUACUACUAGUCUGCAUCACUUGAUUUUAAGCACUUGAUCAAUGCACCAAGUACAGUAGACAAAUGUUUUGAGACACUUAUAAGUGUUUUCCAAACACUUUUACAUGUUUAAAUUUCCUGCAAAAUGACAAAAAUGAAGUAAGCCCCUCAGUGGCUCAGUACUACUAGUACGUCAAAAUUGUCCGAGGACAAACAGUAUGGUACUACAUAGACCUAGAGCUGGAUGACGUAUAGUCAAAAUCCUCGAUAACGGAUCCGGGCUACAGGUCACUAGUUACACCAAGUGGUUUUAAUAGUGCAAGACGGUAGUUUACUAAUAAGGUUUGAUUGAAUACUAGUAGGCCAAAAGUGGCACUAGUAGUGGAAAAUCAUGUAAAAAGUAUUUUUGCUUACACAUUUUUCUAAUCUAACAAAUAAAAUGUCAUUCUGUUAUUGUGACUAUAGUGUCUUUUUUUCUGGUUCAGUAGGACAUGUCACUUUCUAUGCCCUUUUUGUACUUUAUUUUCCCUGUAAUCAAUCAGCAUUUUUGUUGACUGAUUUACUUUUCUUGUUCAUAUUUUAGU
Molecule: messenger RNA, 3567 nt
Organism: Syngnathus typhle (broad-nosed pipefish)
Lineage: Eukaryota; Metazoa; Chordata; Actinopteri; Syngnathiformes; Syngnathidae
Product: forkhead box protein N2-like
Exons: 6
Coding region: 1820-2923 (367 amino acids)
Biological process (GO): regulation of DNA-templated transcription
Cellular component (GO): nucleus
Molecular function (GO): cis-regulatory region sequence-specific DNA binding; DNA-binding transcription factor activity
Source: RefSeq, a predicted model, not a curated record